Cavenderia fasciculata is the source of this 222-nucleotide messenger RNA. RefSeq lists its product as uncharacterized. The coding region runs from base 1 to 222 and encodes 73 amino acids. NCBI's taxonomy places the organism in Eukaryota, Evosea, Eumycetozoa, Acytosteliales, Cavenderiaceae. The transcript has a single exon. The record is from RefSeq and is a predicted model, not a curated record.
AUGAACCCACUCAUCCAACUCAAGCUCAACACCACCAUCAAGCAAGCAGUCCACUUUGGUAAGACUUGGGGUGUCACUCUUUCAUUCUGGGGUGCUACUGCCUCCCUCGGUCUCUUAUACGUUGUUCAACCAAGAAUCAUCUUCAAGCACCUCCCACUCAUUGGCGACCAAUACUUGACUGCCAAGGAUAUCGAACAACAAAAGAAGCAACAACAAAACUAA